Messenger RNA from Betta splendens (Siamese fighting fish), 973 nucleotides. RefSeq names its product troponin I, fast skeletal muscle-like. NCBI's taxonomy places the organism in Eukaryota, Metazoa, Chordata, Actinopteri, Anabantiformes, Osphronemidae. Gene Ontology annotation, cellular component: troponin complex. The record is from RefSeq and is a predicted model, not a curated record. Gene Ontology annotation, biological process: muscle contraction. The coding region runs from base 142 to 657 and encodes 171 amino acids. The transcript is spliced from 7 exons.
CUGAGGCAUCGCAACCCACCAUAUAUACCCUAUUUCACUUUUCACGGCCUGUGGCUCUGGCAGUGUGUCCCUUUUCUUCCACCAAGUGUGUCUCUUCUUCUUCCUCCUCUCAGUAGGCUGUGAACUGCAAAAACCGCCAAGAUGUCUGAGAAGAAGCUGACUUCCAGCCGUAGGCAUCACCUGAAGAGUCUGAUCCUUCAGAUCGCUCAGAACUGGCUCGACCAGGAGAAGAAGGAUGCCGUCGUGGCUAAGGAAGCCUACCUGGCCGAACACUGUCCCGCCCCUGACAUGAGCGGAGACCAGGCCGCCCUCAUGGAACUUUGCAAGAAGCUCCACGCCGUCAUCGACAAGAUCGAUGAGGAGAGGUACGACGCCGAGGCCAAAGUGCAGAAGGCCGACAAAGAGAUUGAGGACCUGAACAUCAAAGUGGUGGAUCUGAGAGGUGUGAAGAAACCCGCGCUGAAGAAAGUGCGUAUGUCUGCUGACAGCAUGCUGAAGGCGCUGCUGGGCUCCAAACAUACAGUCAACAUGGACCUGAGGUCCAACCUGAAGCAGGUCAAGAAGGAGGUCAAAGAGGAGCCUACAGAAGCCGUGGGCGACUGGCGUAAGAACAUUGAAGACAAGGCCGACAGGAAGAAGAUGUUCGAGUCCUCCUAAACAAACCGCCUCCGUUUGUUUUUCUGUGUAUAUGAACUCCCAGUGUCUUACGUCUGUUGGCCUAACCAGUCGAGGUUUCAUUUGUUUAAGUCAAGUCACACGGGGCUGAACAGCAGGAAAGCAUGAGAGGAGUCACUCUGCAGCGUAGUCGAGGUUCUCGAGGGUUUUUUGCACUUUGUCGUGUGUGGAGGGAGGAGAGUCCAGAGUUUCUGCAGGUUCACGCACCAACAUCAAGUCUUAAAUUCCACUCGUCACAGUAACAUUUACACACAAUAACCUAUGUUGGAUAGAAACAAUAAAUCAAAUGUGGAAGAAC